Girardinichthys multiradiatus is the source of this 1963-nucleotide messenger RNA. RefSeq names its product autophagy related 4B, cysteine peptidase (gene atg4b). The record is from RefSeq and is a predicted model, not a curated record. Bases 141 to 1355 code for a protein of 404 amino acids. The transcript has 13 exons. Lineage: Eukaryota; Metazoa; Chordata; Actinopteri; Cyprinodontiformes; Goodeidae. Gene Ontology annotation, molecular function: protein-phosphatidylethanolamide deconjugating activity.
AUUUGCCUGUGCCAGUUUCUAUUGGAUGAUGAAAGAAGUGUCCCGCCUCCUCUCGAAUUCCGCAGUGGUACUGUCCUUCCAUUGGUGUAGCAGGUUGGAGUGCAGAGAACAACAAACAAGAUAGGGUGACGAUCGUCGGGAUGGAUGCAGCUACGUUAACAUACGACACACUUCGCUUUGGAGAGUUCGAAGAUUUUCCUGAGACCUCAGAGCCUGUGUGGAUCUUGGGGAAAGAAUACAAUGCACUUACAGAGAAAGAUGAGAUUCUAUCAGAUGUCACGUCACGACUGUGGUUCACAUACAGGAAAAACUUCCAACCCAUCGGAGGCACCGGGCCGACAUCGGACACAGGAUGGGGAUGUAUGUUACGGUGCGGCCAGAUGAUUCUCGGAGAGGCAUUGAUGUGUAGACACUUAGGCAGGGACUGGAGAUGGGCCAGAGACCAGAAACAAAGAGAAGAGUACAUCAGUAUUCUCAACGCCUUCAUUGACAAAAAAGACAGCUAUUAUUCCAUCCAUCAAAUCGCCCAGAUGGGAGUGGGAGAGGGAAAGCCUAUCGGACAAUGGUAUGGACCUAACACAGUCGCCCAGGUUCUGAAGAAGCUGGCUGUGUUUGAUACGUGGAGCAGAUUAGUUGUACACGUGGCAAUGGACAACACUGUGAUCAUCGAGGAGAUCAGUGAGUGCAGCUGUGUAGCAGCUCAGCGUUUCAUCACCAGAGAGCGUCUUUGCAUGCCGUGGCUGGACCUUGCAGGUGAAGCGGAGGAAGAGGGUGAGGUCAACGGCUGUCUGGAGGGAGCGUGCGCUCUGGCCGAGGAGACGGCUCUGUGGAAACCACUGGUCCUGCUCAUCCCUCUCAGGCUGGGCCUGAGUGACAUAAAUGAGGCCUACAUUGAAACCCUCAAGCAAUGCUUCAUGCUGCCUCAGUCCCUGGGUGUCAUUGGGGGCAAACCCAACAGUGCCCAUUACUUCAUUGGUUAUGUCGGAGAGGAGCUCAUCUAUUUAGACCCACACACCACGCAGCCUGCAGUGGAGCCGUGUGAAGACGGUCAGGUCCCUGACGAAACGUACCACUGUCAGCACCCGCCCUGCCGCAUGCACAUUUGUGAACUGGACCCGUCCAUCGCAGCGGGUUUCUUCUGCAAAACAGAGGAUGAUUUCGAUGACUGGUGCAUGCGCAUACGAAGGUUGUCCUGCAAGAAAGGGGGUCUUCCCAUGUUUGAAUUAGUAGACAGUCAGCCCGUCCACAUGGUCAGCGUCGACACCCUUAACCUUACUCCUGAUUUCUCGGACUCAGACAGGCUGGAGCGGUUCUUUGAUUCGGAGGACGAGGAGUUUGAAAUCUUGUCCCUGUAAGGAACGGAACGAACAAUGAUUUACUGUUAUGAACAGUAGGCGGAUGAUUCAAUCUCUUCUCUGGAUCAGAAGAGAAGCUUGAGGGGAUGAACAUUUAUUAGAGAUGUCUUGAGCCAGUCCAGCUCCAGUCCGUGGGUGUUAACACGGCGUUCUCAUCAGCCUCCAAACGUUCCGUGUCCUACAUCUAGACUGCCCGGUGGAGCUGUAGCAGGAGCUCAGGAUCAAUUCUGUAUGCACAUCUUCACACGUGUGUUUCCAUUUGAGUCUUAACACUUUCAAUGUUUAUGCUGAAGUGAUCUGGUGCCUUUCCCCGAGUCCAUAAGUCAAAUUGCCAUUAUAAUUUUUUGUGAAAUAGACCCACAGAGGCUAAUGAUGCCUACGGCUUACGCAGUUUGUCCACUAAUAUCUGAAGUCUUUAACAGCCUGUAAUCAAUCCAAAUCCAGAAAGGCAAGUUGUGUUAGCUGCUGAUGCAAAGUAUCCUUGCCAAGUCUAGAACGUACACUAGUUUGUUUGAAAAUUAUUUAUUUAAUCAAAGCAACAUAUAGGCAAAUGACAGAACAACAGACAUGUAAGAGGACUGAAAAUAAAUCACAACUGUUUAUCUCUU